Sebastes umbrosus (honeycomb rockfish) is the source of this 4230-nucleotide messenger RNA. RefSeq names its product contactin-4. Lineage: Eukaryota; Metazoa; Chordata; Actinopteri; Perciformes; Sebastidae. Gene Ontology annotation, biological process: cell-cell adhesion. The record is from RefSeq and is a predicted model, not a curated record. The transcript has 24 exons. The coding region runs from base 549 to 3623 and encodes 1024 amino acids. Gene Ontology annotation, molecular function: protein binding.
CCAAACACUGAGCGCAUUAAAUGCACAUCUGCUGUAUUUUACGAUUCACAUGUAACUGAUGCAAAAUGAUUUCCUCGUGCAGAACAUUGCCUCCAUAAAGCACUCAGGCCAGCAUAAAGCAUGCAUGCAGCAGGAUGCUCAGAUAAGCUGCCAUGGUGAUGAGGAGGAAACAGUGUGAUAUAGUUUGAUAUAAAGGGGGCUGGUCUGAAUCUCGCUGUCCUUUAUCUGCGUGGAGAGGAAGAAAAAAAAACAGAAAGACAGACGCACUUUGGAGUUCAGUGCCGGGACGUGGACUGUAGAGGUCCUUUCAUCCACAGUGCAGGUCUGUGGCUCGGCUCGGCUCGGCUCGACAUCCUCUCUCCUCUCCGCACCAUCGUGUCUCUCCUCUCCUGAACAGCUGGCCAAAGGGCUGAUUGUGUCUUGGCUGCGGAGGGAAACAGCGAGCAGACUCCACUUACUCUAGCCAAACGGAGCAGCGUCUGCCCAGGAAAUAUUCUCCUCCACUCUCCGGACUGAAUGGGAAGAAGGAGAAUCUUUGACCUUGGAAAAUGAAGAUGUUGUUGCCAUGGGAACUGUUAAUCCUUCUGUCACUCAAAGAGUGCCUGGCUGAGAAUACGCGCCAUGGUCCUGUCUUCACCCAGGAGCCCAGUGACAGUAUUUUCCCCCUGAGCACUGAUGAUAAGCAGGUGUUUAUUAAUUGCAAAGCAAAGGGAAACCCACCUCCGCAUUAUAGGUGGAAAAUGGAUGGCAGAGAAAUAAACACAGAGUCAGAUCCACACUACAGCCUCGUGGAGGGGAACCUGUUGAUCAAUAAUCCCCAUGUCAUCGAUCACGGAGGAGUGUAUCAGUGCAUCACCGCCAACACAUUCGGGACCGUUGUCAGCAGGGAGGCAAAAGUCCAGUUUGCAUUUCUGCAGAACUUCAGCAGGAAGUCGAGGAACACGGUGUCGGUGAGAGAGGGUCAAGCCGUGGUUCUGCUCUGCGGCCCUCCACCCCGUUACGGAGAGAUCAAAUAUUCAUGGGUUUUCAACGGACAGCGGAGCUUCCUGCAACAGGACGCCCGUCGUUUCAUCUCCCAGAGGACGGGCAACUUGUACAUAGCCAAAGUUGAAGCCUCGGACGCAGGGAACUACACGUGUGUGGUGAGAAACAUGAUGACCAACACCACAGUGAUCAGCUCUCCAACCCCUGUGGUGGUGCGGAGAGACGUAGUGAUGGGUGAAUACGAGCCAAAGAUUGAGGUUCAGUUUCCCGACACCCUCCACGUCUCUAAAGGAUCAUCAGUGAAGCUGGAAUGCUUUGCCUUAGGAAACCCUGUGCCUUCCAUCUCAUGGAGACGAGCUGAUGGAAAUCCACUCCCUGGCAAGAUUAAAAUCAACCACUCCAGUGGGGUUCUGGAAAUUCCAUAUUUUCGCCCGGAGGAUGCCGGUGUGUACGAGUGUGUAGCGGAAAACAGCAGAGGACGAAAUGUUGCCAGAGGGCAACUUCUAUUCCACAAUGUUGAAAAUCUGCACUGGGUCCAGACACUGAAAGAUGCUCAUAUGGCAAUCGAUGCUAAUCUGCAGUGGGAAUGUAAAGCCAUCGGUAAGCCUCGGCCUACAUACAAAUGGUUGAAGAACGGUCAGGCGCUGACAGCAGAGGGGAGGAUCCAUGUGGACGCUGGUAGACUGACCAUAUCCAGGAUUAGCCUGUUGGACUCUGGGAUGUAUCAGUGUGUGGCAGAGAGCGAACACGGAGCUGUCUAUGCCAGCGCUGAGCUCAAGGUUGUAGCCUCCCCACCGGACUUCACCCGGCGGCCCGUGAAGAAGUCCACCGUGAUCCAGAGGGGGGGCGAGGUGGUCCUGGAGUGCCGCCCCCACGCUUCCCCGAGGGCCACAAUCUCCUGGUGGAAAGGGGGCGAACUCCUGAAGGACAGCAAGAGACAGACUAUCAUGGAGGAUGGGACUCUCCGUAUCACCAACAUCUCCAAAUCUGAUGGAGGCAGGUUCACAUGUUUGGCCAGAAACCACUUUGGAACAUCCAGCAGUGCAGGGACGCUGUUGGUGAAAGAGCCUACCAAGAUCAUAGUCCCACCUUUGAGUUUGGACGCCACCGUGGGACAGAGCGUUGUGCUGCCGUGCGAGGUGUCCAGUGAUUCGUCCCCGAGUCCCAUCUUCAAGUGGUUUUUCAACGGGAAAGCCAUUGAUUUCAGCCGGCAGGAGCACUUUGAGAUGAUUGGAGGGGGAUUUGCAGGUGACCUGAUGGUGAGGAACAUUCAGCUAAAGCAUUCUGGGAAGUACGUGUGUAUGGUACACACUGAAGUUGACACUGUCUCAGCAGCAGCAGACUUAAUUGUCAGAGGACCUCCUGGUGCCCCGGAGGGCCUGGUAGUGAGUGACAUUACCGACACCACUGUGCAACUGUCCUGGGGCUCUGGACAUGACAACCACAGUCCUGUUACCAUGUACAUGCUACAGGCUAGGACCCCCUUCUCUAUAGGCUGGCAGACUAUGAGAACAGUUCCUGAUUCUGUGCCUGGACAGAUGAUGCAUGCGACAGUGAAAGAUUUGAUCCCCUGGGUGGAGUAUGAAUUCAGGGUGGUGGCAAUCAACAGUGUUGGUGUCGGCGAACCCAGCACGCCAUCCAAACAGAUUCGAACCAAAGCAGCAGUUCCCAAGGUUGCACCAGUUAAUGCGAGCGGCGGCGGAGGAGCUCGAGGAGAACUUGUCAUCAUGUGGGAGCCAGUUCCAGAGGAACAGCAGAGCGGAGAGGACUUUGGAUAUGUCGUGGCUUUCCGCCCACAUGGCAGCAGCACCUGGAUCCAGACAGUGCUGGCAUCGCCUGAUGCAUCGAGGUAUAUUUACAGGAACGACAGCAUCGCGCCCCUGUCCCAGUUUGAAGUGAAAGUGGGAGUCUACAACAGCAUGGGAGAGGGGCCGUUCGGCCGCGUCGUCACGGUGUUUUCUGCAGAAGAAGAGCCCUCUGAGGCGCCAUCGAGAGUUUGGGCCCGCGCUGUGUCAGCCUCUGAGAUCGAAGUGUACUGGGAACCAAUUCCCCCCGGGUCCAGCAGCGAGAAGAUCAUCGCAUACGAGGUUCUCUUUUGGGAGGAAGGAUCCCAGCAGAGUGAUGCCGAGAGACGGAGGGUUAUCGACACCACAGCUCUGCUCUCCGGCUUGAAGGGCAGCACGGUGUAUCUGAUCUCAGUCAGAGCCCAGAACAGCGCUGGACUGGGACCCUGCAGCCCAGCUUUUAACAUCACUACUAAGAAACCACCUCCAAGUCAGCCUCCGGGGAAUAUUGAGUGGAGCCUGACCAACUCUAAGAUCUUUCUGAAUUGGGAACAUGUCAAGGCGAUGGAAAAUGAGUCUGAGGUGACAGGAUACAAGGUCGUGUAUCGUCAGAACUGGCACGGCAGGACUACUGUACUGGAAACCAAUAAGACCAGUGUGGAGCUGCAAAUCCCCUCCGGAGAGGACUACCUCAUUGAGAUCAAAGCUCUGACCGAAGGGGGCGAUGGCACCAGCAGCGGCCCCAUCCGCAUACCAAAGAUGUCCAGUCUUAACUCAAACGGUUGUGUGUGUCCAGUUCCAAUGAAGAUUUGCUGUUUUAUGAUGUUUUUUGUAUUUUUUAUGUUCAUUUUGUAGCUUCUCAUGCCUCUAUAUUCAGCUCUGGACAUUAGAAUGAAUGUAGUUUAUGAUUCUCUUCUACGUGUCAGAUUUAUGGAAGAAGAAGAAGCUAACUAGAGGGUUUCUCAACCGCUGGUUUGCAAACCAAAACUGGAUGAUGGGAGCGUUCUGACAGCUUGUCAAAUGCUCACAAAACUGUGGUGGACUGUUACUCACAGGCAAUAGCACAGUUUCCAAACAUUUUUCAUCCGCCUAUUUUCAGGACUGCUGCAAUCCUGCAGGAUGCACGAGUUUGAUAAACAUGGAAAGAUGAAUUUCUUAUCUGUCAUUCUGAAAUGAACCCGAGCACAGGUUCCUGUCCCAGUUUCCCCAUUUCACUGUCUGUAACCACCUAUUUUGCCUCAACUUCCAAGUCAUUUCUUGGCUUGCUGUGACCUCUUUGAAUGUUACAGAUCAAAAGGUACAACUUUCACUUACUUCACAUACUACAUAUGUGCAAUAUGAAAAAUGUGGACUUAAAGUGUUAAUGCUUUAUGUAAAAUCAAAUUCAGGCCCCAUGCUAUUUUUCAUUACUGGUGGUGGAGUCAGAAUUACUCCACGAAAUUAAAAGAAUAAUUUGACAAUU